AUCCCCAUUUGAGCGCUUCCAGUGCUGGAGUGUACAUACAUACGCCCGUUUGGUACCGCGUGUGAGCUGCUUGGUGACCGUGUGAUUCCGUCGUGUUUGAAAAGUGCUAAGUGAACCUUGUCCUGUGCGCGUAGAAAAAAAGGCGUUUAGUUUGCAGCAAAGCAGCAACCAGUCGAUGAGAUCUGCUGCAUAGUUGGACCCUCUGAUAGAACUAGUCGGACAUAAGCCACACCGUUCAGAAGCAAUUAGUCAACGACCGCAUUACUGGCUGGAUCCAAUAAAGCUUGUGUGCCUAAAUUAGCACAGCCCGCGCCGUAAAACAGCAACCGAUGCGUGUGAAAGUGUGCAGAACAAACGCUUCUGAAAACUUUACGCCGCGCCACCCAUUUUUCUGUGUGUAAUCGUCGACGCUUUACAAGUCCCACGAUAAUUCAAUUGUGAUAAAGAGCAGCCAGCUGCCAGCUGGCUACAUAUAUUAAACAAAUCUUGCAAAGUUUGUCUUAGAACCGGUUGGGGGUUUAAUUAUUAUUACUGAACAGUUCUGGCUUUAGAGAGGCGGGUGCGAGUGUGUGAACUGAUCUAGAAUUGAAGUCGGACCGAACCCUCGAUUUAGCGCGUGCAAAACAUCAACGACCACCAACCGUGCAGUGUAGUAGGCGCUGCAGAUUGAAACCUUUUUCUUAGUUCUGGUUUGUUGUUGGACGGCUUUUUAUUGUGUGUACGCGCCGGAAUAGUAACUAAUAGCAACAGGAACAACAGAGGGAUUUUGCGAUCAUGACGGUCAAGGUCGCGACACUCGUGCUGCUGCUGCUGCUGGUGUCAACGUUCUGUGCCGCCCCAGCUUACGGCGGUUUACUGCGGACACCGAAGGUUUACAAUGCGGUGAUAACGACCGACGAGAAUUUGACCCCGAGCCGGGCCUAUCCCGUAGUUCAACCGGUGGUGCACGAAACUGGGCUAACCUAUCCGUUCGGUGGGUUCGGACCAUUCGGUUUGUACAAUGCGCUCAACGGCUUCCCUGGAUUCUAUCAGCCUCAACCACCGCCAGUUGGAACUAGUGCCGCUCAGAAUCAGGGAAGAAAUGCUUUCUACACUAGCCGGGAAGCGGAACCUCUACUUCAAGAUACACCAAUCGAAACAAUUCCCGGAGCAAAACCUUAUCCGGAAACCAACCUUCCGCUACGUGAAGCACCAGUGCCGGAAAUUAUCCCCGAACCAAAUAACAGCAUCGCUCCGAAGGCCCCCGAAGGCCCUCGGCCGAAUUUCGAGCCUCGUCCAGCAGAUCCGAAAAACCAGCUACAGUUGAACGAGUUUGGCUACCCACCCAGCCUCAUCCCACUGACAUCGUACAAUGGAAACGGCCAAAACCCACCAGCCUUCAACAUCCAAGGCUAUCCCUACAAUUUCCCCGUACUCUAUGACUCAUUCGGAAAUUACAAUCCAGCACAGUACCAGUCCGUGCUACCACCUUUCGGGUACUUCCCUCAGCUUACCCAACCGAAUCCCUACUUCACCCAAAACAUCACACCGAAUGGUCCGGCCGGAAACGCAGUUGAUCCUCUUCUAUUCAAUCGGAACGGUCGCGAGCAGGAACUGCAGGCUGCGGCGGCAAAAGAAAACUUACCGGAUGGUGGAAAUGGGGCUCCAUUAGGAGUGCCGGAGCCACCACCGGCUGGUCCAGGAUUGGUCGAAAAAUUAGUCGAAGAUAGUAAAUCGGAAGGGGCACCACCCGGGGCAGACCUAGCUGAUAGUAUAAAAAAUAAUGCGAAUAAGAAUCAAGAAAUUCCCGACGUACCACCGCCACCGAUUCCAUCCGGUGCGAAGGAAGCCGAACAGCUCUGAAUAGGAAGCUGCGAAUGGUGGUCCCUCGUACGCGCGUUUUACAUUUGUAGGAUACUCAUUGUUCAUCGAUCGUUUUUUUAUAAAUAAAUCUGUUUGAUAAGACCUGGA
Messenger RNA from Topomyia yanbarensis, 1950 nucleotides. Its product is annotated as tyrosine-protein phosphatase non-receptor type 23. The transcript has 3 exons. Bases 775 to 1842 code for a protein of 355 amino acids. NCBI's taxonomy places the organism in Eukaryota, Metazoa, Arthropoda, Insecta, Diptera, Culicidae. The record is from RefSeq and is a predicted model, not a curated record.